This is a messenger RNA of Alternaria triticimaculans, 1623 nucleotides long. RefSeq lists its product as uncharacterized. The record is from RefSeq and is a predicted model, not a curated record. The transcript has 3 exons. NCBI's taxonomy places the organism in Eukaryota, Fungi, Ascomycota, Dothideomycetes, Pleosporales, Pleosporaceae. The coding region runs from base 1 to 1623 and encodes 540 amino acids.
AUGACCGCGCCAAGAACGAGAUACUACUCCGCUCAACUCCAGUCGCCAAUCUUUCGCCUUCCUCGGGAGGUCCGCGAUGUUAUUUACGAAUACUACCUUCUCGAGCAGGACGGUUACCAUUACGAUAGCGAGAUGGGCAAACUAUUGUACCAGAACCCGUCGAUAACGCCUAAGCAAGUCGUGCGGAUAGGGCUGCGAAUAACAUGUCGCAUCGCCGCAGAAGAGAUGAAAAAUAUUGCGUUCAGAAAGAUACAAUUCUACCCUAAGCCUUCAGACGAUGACGGGGGCGAAUAUAUGAAAGUGCGUUCACGGGCAGGCCGCUUCAGAUGCUUGCUGAAAUACGUUGAAAGGCAAAAGUGUCGCAUGCUGGUGUGCGCUGCCGAGUUACUGCAAACCGAGGACUUCACCGACAUAUACAAUCGUUACCCUUCGGUGGAAUACUGGUUUCGCGUACCAUUGCGGCGGGCGAUCGCGCGUCAAACGGACGAGCUUAGCCCGUCGACAGACGAAGAUGUCCGCAGCCAAGCUUUCAGCGAUGCUCUUCAACAUGCGUUGGUACUAGCAAAGAAUCGACAUCCGUCGAAGUUCGCCAAGCUAGUGAGUCCGACGUUCGGCUUAGGUGACUGUCCUAUUGGCAGUGUUGGGUUAGGCAUGGUGCAGAAUAACCUCUUCGUAGAGGGAGCACUAUCCGAUAUAUACCAUUGGCACCCUGCACCAUGGUGUAUGCCAAGUGAACAAGAACUCUCGAGGCUAGAGGCCCUCAUCUGCCAGCCUGGCAACUCAGAUACCUGCCUUCCUAUCACGAAAGACGGCAUCUUCUAUUACGAAGACAUCAGAGACCACUUCGACGCAGCGAAAAGCCGUUGGUACUUCUCUGCUGCUGCAGUGGCAAUCGACUUCUUACAUCGUCUGCCAAAAGAGCGCAGAUGCAAUUUGCGAUCCAUCGUGCUCAACGAAGACGUCAAGGCCGUAUCCCGCUCAGAGUGUCACGCGCGAGGACUGAUCACAUUUUGUCUCGAGAAUUCUUCUCUUCUUGUCAAGAGACAUAUCGGCCUCCUAACAAACCUACUUCCAGUGGAAUCCUCGGAGAUAUCGGCUGAUCGACACGCUUGCAUCUUUACCGAGGAUUGCUUCGAAGCUCUGGUCCCCUGGAUUGAGGACGCAUUGUUGUUACCCUCGCACGGAAUGCCGGAGCAAUCUUUCCAGCUUCUUGUUGACGGUGUCGCCCGAGAAUCUAAGGAAUUCUGGCACAUGCUCAAAUACGCCGCAGCCACGCAGGAAGCUCGACAGAGACAAGUCCUGCUGAGUGGCAUACCCUUACCACCCAGAAUUACUCCGCCGGAUUAUCACAACAUCUAUACUGUCUUUAGCUUUCCGGUCGACUUCGCGCAGUCGAUUCGCGACAUCGCUCAAGAAAACUCACUUGUGCGAUACAAUGGGGAUGCGGGUGAGCUGUGGGAUCUAGACACCUUCUGCUUUGAAACGAGGAACUGGACAUUGGAGCAAUGGGAGUCGGAUUGGAACGAGAAGAUCAACUUGGUUAUUGCUUCACGAUUUUGGCUAUAUGUGUGGGAUAGGUAUGACAUUGACACAACUGGAGCACCUGGGUCAAGGAAUGCCUAG